AUGCAGGUUGGUGAGUACCAGGGUGCAUAUAAGAUCACCAAAGGACUUCUAAAGAAAUAUGGUCCGGAGAGGGUUCUUGACACACCUAUCACUGAGGCUGGAUUUGCUGGAAUUGGAGUCGGUGCAGCUUAUCAUGGUCUAAAGCCUGUAGUAGAGUUUAUGACUAUGAACUUCUCGAUGCAGGCGAUCGACCACAUUAUUAAUUCUGCAGCAAAAUCAUAUUACAUGUCCGCUGGUCAGAUACAAGUGCCCAUUGUGUUCAGAGGCCCUAAUGGUGCAGCUGCUGGUGUUGGCGCACAGCAUUCACAGUGCUUUGCGGCAUGGUAUAGUGCAAUCCCAGGAUUAAAGGUACUGGUUCCAUACUCUUCAGAAGAUGCCCGUGGACUGCUUAAAGCCGCUAUAAGGGAUCCAGAUCCGGUUGUCUUCCUUGAAAAUGAACUUCUGUAUGGAGAAUCAUUUCCUGUCUCAGCAGAAGCACUUGAUUCCAACUUUGUUAUUCCCAUUGGGAAAGCUAAGAUUGAGCGCCAAGGAAACGAUGUAACCAUCACUGCCUUCUCAAAGAUGGUUGGCUUUGCUCUCAAGGCUGCUGAAACUCUUGCAGAAGAAGGGAUUUCUGCUGAGGUGAUCAAUCUCCGAUCCAUUCGCCCUCUCGACAGAGCUACAAUAAAUGAUUCUGUUAGGAAAACCAGCAGGCUUGUGACUGUCGAAGAAGGAUUCCCUCAACACGGCGUCGGCGCAGAGAUUUGUGCUUCUGUUGUUGAAGAGAGCUUCGACUAUCUUGAUGCACCAGUUGAGAGAAUCGCAGGCACUGAUGUCCCGACACCAUAUGCUGCAAACAUCGAGCGAAUGGCUUUUCCACAGGUUGAAGACAUUGUUCGAGCAGCGAAGAGAACCUGUGGCAAGUCGAGUUAAUUGAGCUAUACAACGACACAAAAGACAAGGUCUUGUCGUCAUUCCUAUCGACAUCGAUAUAGUAAUUGUUCUCACAUCCUCAAAUAGUUCAGAAAAUGAGACAGCAGCAACAACGAUUCUUGAUCGUAAUUUCGCCAUAACCCGUUAUUACAGUUAGGAAAUAAGAAAGGAUCACACACUUGUCUCCUCCUAUUGGCAGUUUUGGAGGAUGCUGUUUUUAUCUAUGAGUAAAAAGAGCUGAAAGAGAGAGGGGGAGAAGCACAAAUUUAAGCAAGUAAGCAUUAUUAGUAUUAUGAAUGAUAUAUAUUUUAAAUUUGUUACUGAUUUUGAUCUGCCGUUGAAAAGCAUUCUUUCUUUAUUUAUAACUCAGGCCGAGUUUAAUUUCUACAAUUUAGGUUACUGAUUUGAUCCAACUUAAAUUGUUUUAAAUUUGCUUUAAA
Molecule: messenger RNA, 1352 nt
Organism: Andrographis paniculata
Lineage: Eukaryota; Viridiplantae; Streptophyta; Magnoliopsida; Lamiales; Acanthaceae
Product: pyruvate dehydrogenase E1 component subunit beta-1, mitochondrial
Exons: 11
Coding region: 1-912 (303 amino acids)
Biological process (GO): pyruvate decarboxylation to acetyl-CoA
Molecular function (GO): pyruvate dehydrogenase (acetyl-transferring) activity
Source: RefSeq, a predicted model, not a curated record